UACUAAGCUAAUGGUUUAUUCGGGUAAGCUUUAAUCUUUAUGAAUAUGUGUAAGAACAUGUUCAUAGAAGUUAAUUUCUGAGGAGAGUUGAACUUCUUUUGCAUUAGGAGUUUCAGAAAGAAUAUGUUUUUAAUGAUCGAUUGUGAGUUGGGUAUUGUCUUUUUUCCCGUUGUAUACUUGGAAUUCAACCCAAUCUUUAUAUGGCAACAAAUCAAGCAUGAUUCACUGUUUCCUAGUUUUGUUCUUUUCAGUCUCAUCCCCCAUUCAUACCAGAUUGUCUCUGUCUUUCAUCUUUUUACACUCUUUUUCUUGAAUGCUUUGUGGGUUUUUCUUCUCUCCCUCUUGCUCCACUCUGUCAAUCCGGGUACCCAUUUUAUCCAAAAAGAUUGAAGCUGCUGUUCGAAGCGAUUAGCGUACUGCAUAUGUUCUGCUAGCCCGUGUUGCAGAAGUUAAGGUGGGAUGGGGCGGGCAACAACGUUGUUUCUGGUGCUACUGUCGUUUGGGUUUUUUCUGGCGACUUAUAAUUUGAUGAUGACAAUCGUCCACUACAAAAUAUAUGGGUAUGAGGAGUGGAUCUUCAGUGGUUUGGGCAGCCAAUCUCGUGGUGAUCCAGUUCUGCAGAUGCCCGAGAAACCGGGAGGCCCGGGAAUGGGGAAACCGCGAUUCCACAUUGCUGUCACAGCUGAGAGCUCUCUUUAUAGCAAAUGGCAAAGUAGGAUUAUGUACUACUGGUACAAGAAACAGAAGGAUUUGCCCGGAUCAGAGAUGGGGAAGUUCACGCGAAUUCUCCAUACUGGAGCGCCCGACAAUCUGAUGGAUGAAAUCCCGACAUUCAUCGUUGAUCCCCUCCCAAAAGGCCUGGAUUUGGACUAUGUUGUCCUAAACAGACCGUGGGCAUUCGUGCAGUGGCUCGAGAUAGCUACAAUCGAAGAAGAGUACAUAUUGAUGGCAGAACCAGAUCACAUUUUCACAAGGCCUUUGCCUAAUCUGGUUUUGGGGGACAACCCUGUUGGCUUCUCGUUCUUCUAUAUCGAACCAUCUAAACACGAGAGAAUCAUGAGGAAGUUCUUCCCAGAAGAGAAUGGCCCCAUAACCAACAUUGAUCCAAUCGGGAACUCUCCCGUUAUCAUCAAGAAGGAUUUGCUGGUGGAAAUCGCACCAACUUGGUUGAAUGUUUCCGUGAGAAUCAAAUAUGAUCCCGAGGCUGAUGAAACAUUGGGCUGGGUUCAGGAAAUGUACGGUUAUGCUGUAGCUUCUGCUCUGCAUGGGGUGAAACAUGUUCUCAGGAAAGAUUUUAUGAUACAGCCUCCAUGGGAUCUGGAAACCAGAAAAAAGUACAUUCUGCAUUUCACUUAUGAUUUGGACUACACCGCAAAGGGUGAGAUGAUGCCUUAUGGGGUUACUGGAUACUGGGAAUUCAAAAAGAGAAACUAUUUCUUUGCACCGCCUCCUCGAAACUUCUCAUUGCCCCCUCCGGGGACACCAGAAAGCGUGGUGACUCUCAUCGAGAUGAUAAAUGAAGCUACUGCUAACCUUCCUGAUUGGGAUUCGUUGCGGUGAGCUGCCAUGAAGCUCGGGGUUUGAGAUGCAGAAAGGAAAAGGAAAAAAGGAAUGGGAAUGGUAUAGUGUAGUGUACACACAGCACAAGAAGUAGUGGAGUAGUUGGGCUGAUGUGAAAAUUUUGUGCAAUUGAGUGGCAGAUUGAGUGGUUUUGCAUUUGAUCAUAACUUACACACCAUGGGGGGAGCAUAUCAUAUAGCACCACAAUUGCUCUGUGAUGAUAUUGGCACUCACAAUUCUAUUUUUCUCCCUAUUGGUCCCAACCACAUUCCCUUUCUCUAAUUUUCCUUGUGGUCUAUACACUGGUACACAUGAUGUCCACCCAUGGUGAACAAACAUGUCAUUCGCAAGACGAGAUUUAUCCAGACCAUUUUUAUUUUUUUAAUUAAUAAGAAGGGACAAAAGAAAUUUUAAG
This is a messenger RNA of Ipomoea nil (Japanese morning glory), 1975 nucleotides long. Its product is annotated as hydroxyproline O-arabinosyltransferase 3-like. The record is from RefSeq and is a predicted model, not a curated record. The coding region runs from base 460 to 1560 and encodes 366 amino acids. NCBI's taxonomy places the organism in Eukaryota, Viridiplantae, Streptophyta, Magnoliopsida, Solanales, Convolvulaceae. The transcript is spliced from 10 exons. Gene Ontology annotation, molecular function: glycosyltransferase activity.